AUGGAGGAAGUAAGAGUGUUUCCCCUUACCUGCGCUGUGCAAAACUAUGCAUGGGGGAAGGUUGGUCAGGACAGCGAGGUGGCCAAGCUGGUCAUAGGUGGAGACCCGCUUGCUGUCGUGGAGGCUGGCAGGCCUUAUGCAGAGCUGUGGAUGGGUGCCCACCCUAAAGGUGAUGCCCAGAUUAAAGACAACAGGAUCGCACAGACCACGCUGGGCCAGUGGAUCGCCCACUUCCCCGCCUGCCUGGGCUCCAAGGUCAAAGACACCUUCCACGGUCAGCUGCCCUUCCUUUUCAAAGUCCUCUCUGUCAAUACAGCUCUGUCCAUACAGGCCCACCCCAACAGAGAGUUAGCUGCUCGUCUCCAUGCUCAGUUUCCGGAGCACUAUCCAGACAACAACCACAAGCCAGAGAUGGCCAUAGCGCUUACCUGCUUCCAGGGCCUCUGCGGCUUCAGACCAGUGGAGGAGAUACUAGGCUUUCUUAAAUGUGUCCCGGAGUUUCGUGCUCUGGUAGGCAAUGAGGCGGCGGACGAGCUGCAAGGCUGCAUGGGAAAUGCAGUUCAAACGAGCCAAGUGCUGAAGAAGUGCUUCACAAGGAUGAUGAACUGUGAGAAGAAGGUGUUCGUAGAUCAGCUCAACAUGCUGGUCAAGAGAGUCACUGAGGAGGGGGCAGCUGGAAAGGACACAUCCAGCAGUAAUGGUGACCUGUUGCUCCGCCUCCACUCCCAGUACCCCGGAGACAUUGGCUGCUUCUCCAUCUACUUUCUCAACUACAUGGUAUUGGACCCGGGACAGGCCAUGUUCCUGGGAGCCAAUGAGCCUCACGCAUAUAUUUAUGGAGACUGUAUUGAGUGCAUGGCCUGCUCAGACAACACAGUGAGAGCCGGUCUCACACCAAAAUACAUCGACGUGAACACACUGUGUGAGAUGCUGAGCUACACCCCGGCCUCCGCCAGCUCCAAAAUCUUCCCGUGUGAACAAGAUGCCUCAGACCCCUUUGUGUCCCUGUACGACCCCCCAGUGCCAGACUUCACUGUCAUGAGGAUACAGGUCCCGGCCUCAGUGAAGCAGUACACCGUUGCGCCGGUCGACAGUGCCAGCAUCAUUCUGGUCAUUGAAGGGGACGCCACGGCAACCUCGGCCGCCGCCCUCUCUGACGUCACACUGAGACGCGGCACCGUCCUGUUUGUUUCAGCUAACGAGAGCGUCGCUCUGCACAUCACCUCCCAGUCAGGGAUGAACAUGUUCAGGGCCUGCUGCCUCCUGUAGCUGUGAGUGAGAAACCUUCAGACCACCUGUGUUUGUUUCCCUCUGGUAUGACUCAGCGACAUCGACUUUGUGUUUUGGAGUGAGCCCAAUGGUCGCAUCACUCUGUGAGAAGGUAGUACACUCAAGGUUUAAGACAGUGUUGAUGCCCAUUUGUGCCCACUGCUCCCCCCCCCCAACCAAAACAACAGUGUCCCUUAGGUUUUAACAACAAGCAGUUUUUCAUUUCCACUGGAUUUAAACUGGUUUUAACUUUUUUACCUGUAGUAGUGCACUAACAUCUUGUAAACACAUGGAGGAUGAGUACAUCCUUCAUAAUCUAAGGAUUAAGAAUGAAAAUGUUACAUUAAAUAGUUCCUUGGUGAGAAAACUUUCUCUAUAUAACAUCUGUUAAGUAGCUGUUGAGCAGCUCAGAGGAGAUACAAAAAAUAUACAAGAUAAGCAAGCAAACCACGAGAUACAAUCAGAAGCUCUAGAUGACCUAAUCUACAAACAUAUUCUUGGGGUUUUCCCAAAAUCAUUCAAAAAUAACUGAGAAGCCUGAGAAUCACUCCACCUAAAAAAAAAAAAAAAAAGUCUAGUUUGUACUCAAUUGAUAAAUAUUUCUAUUUGAAGGGUUUCUCUUCAGUGUUGUAGACAUUUUUCAUUUUAUUCCUAAUACACUUACAGCUGAAUAUUCCUACCUUCUGGUCUGACACAAUGAUAAUUACUUGCACCAACCUUGAUAAGUCAGACUGGACUGCAGCAGGGUGGGGGAAAUGUUUACACUGGAGCAGUUCACCACCAAACACUGCUUUGUGCAACUACAGCACCACUGAGCAUGUCUGAUAUAUUAGCCAGCAGUUGUCUCUCUGCAGGGUGCAAUGACCUGUUUAAUCAUUUGAGUUAAGCUUGAACUAUUAAAAACCCACCUCUGGGAAACAUCCAUUCUUCGUUGAGAGCAUAUAGUGUAAUGCUGAGAUGCCUGUGCAUGUUUGACUCAGAGCAGUAAUACUGGAGGGGGGGGUCAUCUAUCUCAACGCCCCCCUCCCCCGGAGAGUGUUACUGCAUGUAACUGUUACGAGUGCAUGUUAACAGUCUGGAAAUUUCUCCUCAAAGUAGUGAACAGUCGUAGAAAUCAUUAAAAAAAACACAAAAUAGGAGCAAGCAAAGAAAGGCCACCUACUAUCUUCAUCCCAUUCAGCACGCCACCAUUAGAACCAGGAAUGUAUCUUUAUAAAACUUUAUCUUCUAUAUGACAGAAAAUAAGAGUUGUUCCGGUACCAGCCCCAGUAUUAGAAAUGAUCCUGAUGCUGCCUAAAGUGUUGAUUCUGCAAGUACACAAGUCGCUGCAAAUUAGCCACUGGUAGAAACCUGUAUGCAUGGCAUCUACUUUGUUUUACAUAUGAAGUGAUGUUCAUUACAUAAAAUGAAAUAUUACAACUGCAGGUGGCAGCUUGUGUUUUAGAAAGGCACAGAACCUGAUUUCAGGUAACUUAUCAAACAACUGCAGUGCCUUUGCUUGCAGACAGUAACUUCAAUCAUAGCAAGCAAAAUGUCAUCCAUCAGUGUUUCCAGUCACACAUAAUUAGGGCACGACCAAUGCAGGAUUUUUUGGUCUGAUACCGAUAUUGGAGAGAUAAUAAUCUGGUACCGAUAUGUCGGCCGAUAUCUUUCUCAGAUCUGUCUUCGAUCUGUAGAGAUAGAUAGAUAGAGAUAUACACAUAUCCUUCAAAUGCAGUUUUCAAACACUUACGGAAAAGAUAUAUAAUUAAGACUAGAUGGUCUCUCAACUGGAGAGUAACUGUGCAUAUACAUGUGUCACCGCUUGAGACUCUGGAGAGUGAUAAUGUUAAUUGUAAUCCAUAUAGCGCCCUCUGCUGGUAAAAGAGAACUGCUAGUGUAAUACAAUGAAACUCAAGUGAAAUGAUUUUUGACUGGUGAAUAAAUCUAGUAAUAUCGGUGCACAUCGUGAGAAAUGUAUCCGAUACCAAUAGUCACUUGAUGUGCUAAUAUUGGCAGAUAUUAUGGGCUGGCCGAUUAAUCGGUCGGGCCCUUUUUAAAAUAAUUUAAAGGCCUGUUUACGUUGGUUCAGCGUUGAGUACUUUAGUGCUCGAAGCAAGGUUUAAAACAGGUACAGCAAUAUUAUAACAUACUGUACACAGGGUUAGUAAACAGCUAUUUAUUUUUUGGUAUGGGGUACUGAGUAUCAGCCAAUACUGAAGUUAUGAUAUUGGAAUCAGAAGGUAACGGUAUUGGAACAUCUCUUUGAAACAGCGCCUCUGCUGCUCGUUGCAAACCAACCUGCAACAUUCACGUCCUGUACAGUUGUGUGAGAAAAUGCUGCAUUCAAUUUUAUAAUAUUAAAGGAAUCAACAUGUCUGUAUUUCUGACUAUUUGGAGCCAAAUGUUUCAGACUUUUGCAUGUGUUAUUGUUUGUACUGAUCCAUCUAUAGUGAGAGAGAUGAUGCCUGAAGACACCCUGUAUCAUAAGGUCUCACUUUGUACAUUAUGACAUCAUGAGGUUGGUGGUUUGUCUCCACUUUGAGAUCUUUUCUGGUCACCACUUUCCAACAUGUUGCUACGCAAGUGUAACUCUGUUAUUUCAGCUUGGUUUGAAAUGUCUGUGUAAUAUCCCAGUUUAUACCAGGGGCUGUUGAAACCUAACAAUCAUGACGUGGGUCUCACUGUUGUAACAGCUUUUAUAUGUAAUCUUGAUUCUAAUAUUUGGAAAGGAAAGCAGAGCUUGACCUGUGACAGUGACUUUGGUGAAGUGAACCAACCCUGGUGAUGCUUUGUUUCCUUUGUCAUUAAUGUAUCAGUGAUGAAGGUCGAUCAAUAUGCUUGUCCUUACUAUAGAUGCACUAAAACCUUUAUGAUGUUUGUUGUUGUAAAGACUGUUUGAAAGGAAGAUAAUUAACAGAUACAAGACGGGAGUCAGGCCUUAAAAAAGCUACAUUUUUGGAAAAUGAAAACAAUCAUCCUACAUCUUUAUUUUUUUUAAUCAUAUUUCCAGAUGUUUUAUUGAGCAACUUAAUCUCCAAGAGGUCACUUUAAUAUCUCACAUGAUAACCACACCUUUGUUACUGAUCUUGUUUUACUUCACUUUAACGCUGUUCUUCCAAGACUUUGCACUGUUUUUUUUUUGGUUUCUCUUUAACUCAUGUCCUUCGAGUGCCCACUGAUCUGAAGGCCACAAUGUUUUCACCUUGAUUGACCUUUGUGAGGAUUUUUCCUUUUGAGUACUUCCACACUGAGGACAUGGUGUCAUAUUUUUGAGUUUGGUGAUUAAGUAGCCUGAGACUGAAGAGGACAUGUGUAAGUAGAAACUGGUUUAAUAAAGCCUUGUUCUGUUA
Molecule: messenger RNA, 4601 nt
Organism: Labrus bergylta (ballan wrasse)
Lineage: Eukaryota; Metazoa; Chordata; Actinopteri; Labriformes; Labridae
Gene: mpi
Product: mannose phosphate isomerase
Biological process (GO): carbohydrate metabolic process; GDP-mannose biosynthetic process
Cellular component (GO): cytosol
Molecular function (GO): mannose-6-phosphate isomerase activity; zinc ion binding
Source: RefSeq, a predicted model, not a curated record